ACGACUUUAAAUGGCUGAUCCAACUUCUAUAAUGCAAUUUCAAUGUUGGUAGUCGACUACAGAACACUAUAAAUGCCUAUCUCUGGCAAGUCAGCUAACUGAUAACAUAUCUAACGCUUUACAAUCGCGUUUUCUUGAGUAUUUAUUACCAGUACCAAUGAAAACACAAAAACAUCGUCGAGAUUAACCAUCGUUCAGAAACCAGAAGGCUAACGAGUUUAAAUCUUCGUUAAACUGUGACAACAAUGGAUGAUUUGUUUCGAAUCGUGUUAAGAUUCUACAGAAAUACUCCUUAAUAAAGCAAUUUAAGUAAAAUCAUCCACAUUAUAAGGGAAUGUACUUAAGAAAUUUGUUCUAUCAAGUAUAGCCAAACAGUUAUUGAAGGAAUAUAAAUGUCUGUUUUGUCAAACUCAACAAAGCAAGUGUUACAAAGUCCAUCACCCCUUUCAAUGGAAAAACAAGAUGUACAUACAACAAAGAAACAAGAAAAAAAGGUUGGGAGCGAUGGUAUAUCAAAUACACAAAGAGUAUGGACAAGCUUGGUAUCAGGUGCUAUUGCAGGAGCAUUAGCAAAGACGACAAUAGCACCUCUAGAUCGUACGAAAAUAAACUUCCAAAUCUCAAAUCAACCAUUUUCGGCAAAAGCAGCGGUCAGAUUUUUAAUAAAUACUCUUAAAACAGAAGGUUUAUUAAGUUUGUGGCGUGGGAAUAGUGCAACUAUGGUUAGAAUAGUUCCAUAUUCUGCUGUUCAAUUCACAGCCCAUGAGCAAUGGAAAAGGAUUCUGGGAAUAAAUGGGUUGGAAAGAGAAAAACCUGGACUAAACUUUCUUGCUGGUUCAUUAGCGGGUAUAACAUCACAAGGCACAACUUACCCCCUGGAUUUGAUGAGAGCAAGAAUGGCUGUGACACAAAAGGCUGAAUAUAAAACAUUGCGACAAAUCUUUGUACGCAUUUACGUGGAAGAAGGAAUAUUGGCCUAUUACCGUGGCUUUACUGCAACGUUACUUGGUGUCAUUCCUUAUGCUGGUUGCAGUUUCUUCACCUAUGAUCUACUCAGGAACUUAUUAAAUGUGCACACGGUGGCUAUUCCUGGCUUCUCGACAUCACUGAUUUGCGGCGCCAUUGCCGGAAUGGUUGCUCAGACUAGCAGCUACCCUUUGGACAUCGUACGGAGAAGAAUGCAGACCUCAGCAAUCCAUGGCCCGAUGAACAGCCAGCAUUAUCACACAAUUACCUCAACUGUCACAAAAAUUUACAAAGAAGAAGGUAUAAUGGCCUUCUAUAAAGGAUUAAGCAUGAAUUGGGUGAAAGGCCCAAUUGCUGUAGGAAUUAGUUUUGCAACACAUGAUUCAAUCCGUGAUGCAUUAAGAAAACUCAUAAUUUCUCAAAAUACUUCAUCAAAAACAUAAAAAGCAACAAAAGUAGCUAAUUAUAUAUUAACAUAGGGCAUCUAAUUAGAAAAACAAGUAAAUAUAUUUUUAUCUGUUAAACAGCUCUUUGAAAUACAGAAUUUGUGGUAGACUUGCGCUCAAACUUUGUUAUAAUAUUCUAUUGUUAAUAACAGUUAUGUACUAAUAGAGUUUGUACAGAAAUCUGUCAAAUAUCUUGUGUACACAUAUAUAUUUAUGAUCAUGUAAAAGAAUUGUAAAAUAUAUCAGAGAACAUAUUCAAAAAACA
Messenger RNA from Bombus terrestris (buff-tailed bumblebee), 1677 nucleotides. It is a transcript of the gene DPCoAC, whose product is annotated as mitochondrial coenzyme A transporter SLC25A42. The transcript is spliced from 6 exons. NCBI's taxonomy places the organism in Eukaryota, Metazoa, Arthropoda, Insecta, Hymenoptera, Apidae. The record is from RefSeq and is a predicted model, not a curated record. The coding region runs from base 393 to 1409 and encodes 338 amino acids. Gene Ontology annotation, biological process: transmembrane transport.